CAAUCCUCCAUCAUUCCUCAUCUUUGCAUCCACAAUCAACACGCGUUCAUCGCACACCGAAUCGAGCAAAAGCUUUCUUUGCUCCUCCUUUGCACACAACUCACACACCUACCAGACCUCAGCAUCCACCAUGGGUUCCUGCCUCUCCUCUCCCUCCAAGAAGGACCUCAAGCGAACCGACACCAAGGGUUCCAAGAGCGGCAACGACCUUCAACGUACCACUUCCUCCUACCACGGAAGCGUCGCCGAUGGUAUGCGCUACUCUGACCGCACUUCGGGAGCCGAGAGGGAACGUUUGACCGCUAGUCAACUUCACAAGUCCAAGACUCUCGAGGAACGUCUCAAGCAGGCCGAGAAGGAGAACAGGACUAGACAAGGAUAAAUGGCGAAGCACUAGCCUUAGAGGAUUCUGUGGGCUCAGGUGCCCUCUCUUUUCUAUGCGGCUCAGAUGCUUCGAUCUUGGGUCAUCUACAAACACGACAGCCAAUCUAGAGAUGCAGCCAAGCCUUACCAGCAUCACGCUCUCAGCUCACACAUAUCCAACCAGCUCAUUCUCGUCCACAAUCACAUGACUUCCACUCGUAGCAAUCAUCUUGUCUCUUCAAUUGUCCAAAACCAGCUUCCUCUAGCGACCGUCAAUGUGCUCCGUAUUGAGCGGCCGAACGAGCUUUGGCAAGGGUCGGUUGGUCCAAAUUGCGCGGGACAGGCACGCGCACGUACAU
Messenger RNA from Ceraceosorus guamensis, 722 nucleotides. RefSeq lists its product as hypothetical. Lineage: Eukaryota; Fungi; Basidiomycota; Exobasidiomycetes; Ceraceosorales; Ceraceosoraceae. The coding region runs from base 131 to 382 and encodes 83 amino acids. The record is from RefSeq and is a predicted model, not a curated record. The transcript has 2 exons.